This is a messenger RNA of Alosa sapidissima (American shad), 3475 nucleotides long. Its product is annotated as zinc finger protein 90-like. Gene Ontology annotation, molecular function: RNA polymerase II cis-regulatory region sequence-specific DNA binding; DNA-binding transcription factor activity. The transcript has 4 exons. Gene Ontology annotation, biological process: regulation of transcription by RNA polymerase II. Bases 79 to 1344 code for a protein of 421 amino acids. The record is from RefSeq and is a predicted model, not a curated record. NCBI's taxonomy places the organism in Eukaryota, Metazoa, Chordata, Actinopteri, Clupeiformes, Clupeidae.
UAACCUUCGUUCAGGAAGAAAUAAUAAUAACAAACAUUCCAACCAUAGAUUCCAACAGUCUUAUUUUUGUUUAGCCGAAUGCAUAUGUUGCACACAAUGAUUACGGCGUCUAACCCACACUUUAGGGGUAAAAUUUCUUCUCUUUUAGAGGAGUUGUUGGCAGCUGCUGUGACGGAAAUCUGCGAGCUAUUUGAUAAUGAAUUUGCUAAUGUUACUUUACGUGCGGAAUGUCCCAGAUGUAAGCACUCUAAGGAAGUCGAAAAAAGAUCACACUCAACACCACAUCGUAACAAUUCUUCUGGGGACGUCCAUAGGUUCACUUCUAGAGACGAGGAUGCUCAGAGAGGUUGCAGUCGCGGAGAAUAUGAACGAAAUACAAAUGCAGACGCGGGAGCUCAGCAAACCACACCGCAGUGCAGCCAGUGGGACAUGGGUGCUAACAAUGAACACUCCAAACAUGGCAAUAAAGAAAUGGGUACAAAGAUAGAGUUGUUGUCCAUCAAACAGGAAGUUGUGGAAGAAUCUGACUUUCAGACAGACGGGGACGAUGGACAGGAAGGAGUGACCGGGUCAGAUAUCGCGCUGCCGGAUCCCACUCUGGACAUGAGCACUUCGCUGUCUCCGCGGGCAGGACCGCAGUGGCUCCCUCAUGGGCCGUACAUCCAUGCUGACGGCAACUGUGAAGCUAAAUUUGAAUCGGAGAAUAGCCAUUCCAGUUCUACUAACAAGGACGAAGUAAGCGAGAACAGUGGCCAUGGCUGUUUAGACCAUUACCUUGACCAGCAGCAGACGAGCCUGUGGGUGAGCGACAUGGCGGCCGGUCCUCACCAUCAAGACGAGGCGCAGGGGGAGGACGUGGAUCUUGGGAGUUCACUCUUCUCCCGCUGGUCAGUGUCUCCGCUGAGGAAUCAGGCAUAUCUGCACAAGCAGUGGCCGAGGAGCAGAAAGCCGCCUGGGCCUGUGAGCGCGUGUAACGUGAGUCUGUCAGGCGCUGUCUCCUUAGACGUAAGGACCGUCGGUUCUGGGAAUCAGCUGCACUCACCUUUGACUCUCACAGCAGACCAGGAGAGGAGAUUCACCUGCCCGAUAUGUGGGAAGAGACUCUUGUCUGAGCAGACACUCAAGUCUCACCAGAAGGUCCACACGGGAUACGCACCACAUCAGUGCAACCAGUGUGGAAAGAGGUUCUCUCGACUGGAGAACCUCAAAGUGCACCAGAACAUCCACACAGGACUCAAACCGUACACCUGUAAAUUCUGUCUGAAGAAAUUCAACGCCCCAAGCAACUUCAACCGACAUAAACGUGCUUGUCUGAAGAGGAAGCUAGCCCAGUUCAGUUCAUAAUAGUUGGAAUCGAUCACUGUUUAGAACUAGUUUACAUUGAUGUUAGGCUCAGGUGCAAUGUGUGUGUGGUCUGUGUGUGUAUGCAUGUGUGUGUGGUGAAGUUUUGGUGUAUAGGGCUGAUUGAGACUGCCUGCGUGGCGUGAGUGUGGCGUUUCUGUUGCGUGGUGGCUGUGUGGCGUUUUCUACGUCUUUGCACACCAGAAACGUGUCUGACGCUGCGCUGUGUGGCCCCUCUGCCUAUUAAAACAUCUCUUCACUUUUUCCUUUGAAUGGAAACGCUUCCAACACACUUGUGUGUAGCGUUGGUCCUGUUUCUAGCAUGCAUGCGUUUUGGCGCAGCUAAAUCAGCCCUAAUGUUGUAAAUAUGAUCACUCCUGCAUUAGCUCCUUCUUUCAUUUAACAGACAGAUUUAACCAAAGGCACUCUGUAGCAAAAGGGAACAUUAACGUUGCCUACUCAGAACAUCCUUCACCUUUAUACUAGCGGCUCACUCGUUCAACUCACCUGGAGAGAAUACCUACCUAUCAUACCGUACCUGAGUCAAGGUGGUAAUGCAUGAGGGAACUUUUUGAGCAAUGUUGGGUAACGCUGCCUGGCAACAUUGCCUUAUGUAUCAUCAUGAUCUUUAGGCGCCAUUACACUUUUCUUGACUGAUCAUACAUAAUAUGUAGUAGGCAAAAUGUAUUGGAUAUAAAUCUGGUUCCCUUUGAUGGGUUAAUGUGGCUAGCACCCUUUUCAUCAGGUGCUUGUGCUCAUGUUGUCAGAUUUUAUUGAGUCAUGGUACUGUACAUUUUUAGUCAUUUUUUAUUUAGUAAUUCUAAUGUGUGGACAUACAUUGUCAUGUACUUAAGUGGCUACGGCAAGUACCGUCAUUUCCUGCUUUGUUUUCUUCAUUCUUCUUCUGAUUGAAGCGCGAUCUGAUUCUGACUCAUUGGGCUAUUGGCCACUGUGGUUAAUACCUGGGUGUGGUUAAUAAAUGGUUUAGAUUAUUUUUUCAUUUAUUUGGAUAAAACACUGUCCUGCGGUUCAUACUCAAUGCGACUAAUACGAAAUUACUGUACUUAGUAUGAAACUCAUUAAUUAUUUAGAGCCUCUGGAAUUGUAUGAUCACAGCAUUUUUUCAUUUGUGUCUAACCAUAUUAAUGUUGUAGGCUAUUAGUGAAAACAAUCAUUCCAUGGCCCCUGAUUUGAAUGGCGGGCAAAGUCUCAAGUCUAACAAAGCUAAUUUAAUUAUUAGGCAAAAUCAGUUUGCUCAUUUAACACCAUGGGCAAGACUUUAAGCGCAAACAUUGAUGUGUCAUGUGGUACACAGUAGCCUAGUUCAUCCAUAAGACAAUUUGUACUUUGCCCACCAUUUAAAUAAGAAGCCCAUGUGGCCAGUAGCGUAAAUGGGACACACUUCUUAGAGUUUCCUCUAUGGUAUCUGGUUGCUGGAUGUUUUUGCCUUCGUAGAUCAUACUGUAAGAUUUAUAAGAUGUUAUAAAUAUAUUACACAUUCCUGUAGAAGGUAUGUAUGCAUCACGGCACUAUUAGAUAAAGAGCUAAAACUACAAACAGUAGUUCACACUAUAUUUAUCACAAAAAUCAUCAUAUUCGCCUGAUUGUCGGGUUUCUUGUCCGCUUAAUGGAUAAAUUAUGAUAAACUGUGUGACGUGGUAUGAUAAUCAUUGUUGCCGUCAAUCUUUAAAAGAAAAAUGACCCCCUCUUAUUAGACUUGAAGAUAUCAUUUUGUUUUAAGCUAUCUUAGAUAAUCUUUGUUAUUUAUUCAGUAUCUUUGAGUUUUUUUCUUUUUCUCUUUUUCGUUUUUUAUAUUUUUGUGUAUAUUCUGUAUUGACAAGUCACCAAAUUAAACAUAAAACAUAUGUUUGAAACUGUUGGAGGCAUCCAUCAAGUGCUUCGGUCUGAAGUAUUGGUGAAAUUGUGUUUGUAGAAGUUAUUAAGUAUUUCUAAUUUCAACAUCGUCCUGUAGAGGGUGUUGUAGAACUCUUUAUCAUGACCGCCAAUGAGGUUACUCUAAGAUGUCUUAGCUAGAGAUUGUGGGGUAAAAUUGUGGGUAGAUGAUUAAUGACUUUACUAUAAACAUGUUGUAUUUGUACAAUUAUUAAAACUUGGCAGGUACUUUUAUCUUUAA